Messenger RNA from Carica papaya (papaya), 2356 nucleotides. RefSeq names its product KDO transferase A (gene KDTA). Gene Ontology annotation, molecular function: transferase activity. The record is from RefSeq and is a predicted model, not a curated record. Gene Ontology annotation, cellular component: plasma membrane. NCBI's taxonomy places the organism in Eukaryota, Viridiplantae, Streptophyta, Magnoliopsida, Brassicales, Caricaceae. Gene Ontology annotation, biological process: lipid A biosynthetic process.
CUUCUUUAUUCUUCAGUCGAGCGACUCUACGCCAUUUCAAGUGAAAGACUGACGAAAGAGGAGAAAUGACCAGCGCCUCCCUCGCCUGUAUGAGUUGUCCAAUGAAAGGAAUUCUGCUGUAUCGGAUAUACAGAGCACUAACAUACGGUCUAUCGCCAUUGCUGCACCUGCAUCUGCGAUGGCGCAAGCUCCGUGGCCUCGAGCAUCCUCACCGUUGGCCGGAGCGCUUGGGCUGCUCUUCCCUCCCUCGCCCUCCCACCCCGCUCCUUUGGUUUCACGCCGUCUCGUUAGGUGAAGGAAUGGCUGCGAUUCCUGUAAUUAAACACUGCAACCAGUUGAGGCCUGAUUUGACUGUUUUGAUGACAACGACGACUCUGUCUGCAUCCGAAGUGAUAAGGAAUCGGCUUCCUGCUGGUGUCAUCCAUCAGUUUGCCCCGGUUGACACCCCCAAAGCUAUUGACACAUUCCUUAGACAUUGGAAGCCAAAUGCAAUCGUCAUCAUGGAGAACGAAAUAUGGCCCAAUCUUAUUAUGGGUGCUUCAAACUUUGGUAUUCCAUUGGCGCUGUUAAAUGCUCGGAUGUCAGUUAAAUCUUUUAAACUAUGGUCGACACCAGUUUUUCUUCCACUGAUCUCAUUAUUACUGUCAAAAUUUUCCUUGAUUGUUCCAUUGAGCACCAUGCAGGCAAUCCACUUCCAGUCACUGCAAGCUCCACCUUCUGUCAUCAACUUUUCUGGUGACUUGAAAUAUGUGGUAAAUGAAAAUGAUGCUUCUGAGGGAUGGAUAGAGAGUGCAGCAGACCUGGAAGCACACUUUGGCCACAGAAAGGUCUGGAUUGCUUCAUCUAUACAUAAAGGUGAAGAAGAAGCAAUAUUAGGUGUUCAUUAUGAGCUCAUACGAAUGCAUCCUGAUAUGAUAACUAUUAUUGCUCCUCGACAUCCACAACAUGGAAGAGAGAUUGCUCAAGAAUUGUGGAAUCGGGGGCAAAGUGUAUCUUUGAGAUCUCAACAUAAAAAGCUUAAUCUGGAAACCAGUAUAUAUGUGGUGGACACAUUAGGUGAAUUGAGAGACUUCUACAAGAUAACUCCAAUAGCUGUAAUUGGUGGUUCGUUUGUCCCUGGUUUAGCUGGUCAUAACAUAUCAGAAGCUGCUGCUGCUGGCUGUGCUAUUCUGACUGGCCAACAUAUUGGGCAUUUCUCGCACAUGGUGCUGGAAAUGCAAAAAUUAAAUCCUCUGUCAGUUCUGCAGGUAUCCAGCAAAUUAGAGCUCGGAGAGGCUCUCAAAGAGCUUUUUAGUAACUCUGAAGUUCUUAAAGCACGACAAACAGCGGCAAAGCAAGCAUUUCAUACUCUGUCAAGUGGGAUCGUUGAGAAGGUGUGGAAUCUGCUGAAUCUCCAUGUCUUGAGAAGGCUUUGUUUAGAGAAUAAAUGAAGACCAGCAGACAAUAUAAGUAAAUUUUAAGUUGAGGUUGAUUCUCAAAAGAACAGUGUUAAUGGUGAGAAACAUGGACUCCUUUAUUAAAUUCUGAAGAAGAGAUGCCACUUGGAGACGAGUGUAUCCACUACUUCAGAUGGUCAUCUAACAUCAAUCUGGCAUGUUGUUUUGAUGUGUCGAUCUUCCUGUAAAACCACGGAGAAGUGGCCUUGAGAGUCCCAAUAAGAGUUCAAUGCAAGCUUUGUUUUUCCAUCUGCGUGGUAAAUGACUUGUCUGAUGUUUGAACGUACUAGCUCACAGUGAAUCAGUAUCUUCAAAGAGAGUGAUUACAAGGUAUAACCAGGGAAACACCUUAGUUCAGAUCGUAUUCUCCAUUUUUAAUCAUUUAUAGAAAACUGGUGGUUAGGUAAUCUCUACUUCCAAUAAACCUCGUGCCUGCUUCUCCUACAAUAACAGAUGAGUUCCAGGAUUGACAUCUUUAGCCAGUUUCUCCUCACCGCCUCAAGCUUUGCUACUUUUGAGCUUCUAUGUUGCCAGAUUGAUCACAUUCAUGGCAGAGAGGACGUUGGAUUAAAGUUGGCGGUAUGUUAGUUCACUUUCUAUCUUUUAGACUCUAAUCUGGUAUUCAUUGCCUGACAAUUUCUCUGGUGCCACUCUCAAGUAUAAUGGCCUUUUAGGGGAGUUAGAUCUUUGACUUCGUUGCUUUUUUCCUGCCCAAAUUUUAUGUUUGCAAAUAAGUUUAGGUCUUUAUACCUACUCGUAUAGUUUUUUAUGUCCCGCGGAAGUCAAAGUUUAGGAAAAAUUCAUGGAGCUUUUAUGGUAUGUUUGUUUAACUGUAUACGACAAUAUGUCAAAAAUAUAUUUGCUAUUAUGUGACUGAGACUUUUUUAAUAAAAUUAUGUGAUAAUAGCUUGGCGGUUGAA